AUGUCUACGCAGGAUACACCCCAAUCGAAAUCCAAGCGAAGGCUGCUCCGUCAAUCCGACGCCGUCUUAUCCACGCGUGAUACUCCUCCAAGAGACCAAGACCUCUGGUGCCUCGCCGGCACCAACACCUUCGUGAUCCCCCGGCUCUUCGCCAAAGCCCAGGUUCCGGAUUCUGCCCAAGUCAUAGCUGAAGGCACCAACAGCACCAUCGCUGAGACCAUCGACCAGACUCAAGACCACAUUGACCACUACAAAGACGGGGUCAUAAACUAUGGCUAUGAUUCGGGGUGGCGGGUUCACGGCGAUAAUUUCGUGUACUUGGAAGUGACGCAUGCGAAGAAGAAUCAGGUGACGUAUGGGGUACUCAAUAGUGCGAUCAAGGCGCUGAGGGAUUAUAUGUCACAGCCUGGGAAGUGGUUUGGGCAGUGUGGGUUUGAUAUUUGGGAUGGGCCGAACCAGGUGGGGGAGGGGUAUAUUCGGUCCUAUGGUUUUUGA
Messenger RNA from Bacidia gigantensis, 495 nucleotides. RefSeq lists its product as uncharacterized. Bases 1 to 495 code for a protein of 164 amino acids. The transcript has 2 exons. The record is from RefSeq and is a predicted model, not a curated record. Lineage: Eukaryota; Fungi; Ascomycota; Lecanoromycetes; Lecanorales; Ramalinaceae.